AUGAACAAACAGGAUGGGGAAAACCCUUUCUCGAAUUUCGAAGACGAUGUGGAUCCUAGUGACGAAGUUCAGGAUUGGAGAUUCUUAUCCUCGUUGAAGGGGGACGAUGUGAAUUUCACCAUUCCAAAGCGUGGAUUGAAAGAUUUUGAGCCUGAUGGAACGCAAAAACAGGUUACGGUGCUACAAAAUAGCCAGAAUGCCAUGUUUGACGCUUUGGCAGUUGAACGAUUGAUUCCAGCAAAAACAGUCAUUCAGGCAGUCUGGCGCCCUCAGCAGCAAAAGGCCGAGGUGCUACAUGCCCAUGGCCCUAUGUUCAAGACGAUGGGACAUGCUACGUCGAAUAACUCUGUCUGGCUGCUGCCGGAAGAAACGGUGUAUCUCGUCGAGCGUGGCUCAAUGGAGUGUUGGUGCGAAGAGGGUAUACCUAUGAGUUUACAGCAUGUCUAUGCAGAGGCUAUUGCUGCAUGCGGUGGUCUUGAAUACUAUCACGUUUAUGCUCAUCUACGCCGUUGUGGUUUUACUGUUGUGCGAAGCAAGCAGCCUUCUCCAGAGGACGUGGAAGCGUAUCAGUUAAAGAAGCAAAUGUACGGUCGCUCGUUGCGUACAUUAAUGCUUGACUUGAAGUCCAAACUUCUCAAUUUUUCCUUUGUGGCAUUCCAGCGCCUAUGGUUUUCUCCGUCAAGUAUGAAGAAAAGCAUGCUGCCUGAUCGGACGUACCGCUCGUAUGAACAAAUUUACGAGCAGAUUCAGUUUGUCGCUGGUUACACUCCACAACCUAAAGCGCCUGUAUUACCUGAUCUUCCCUUUCGAAAUGCGUUUGAUGUGUACAAACCAUCAGCUAGUUUUAAAAAAUCCGCACCAGGUGAGCCCGAUUUUACCGUGUGUGUUGUGAAUGCACACACUACAUGUGUACCUACUUUGCAGCAUCUCGAUGCGCUUUUCCGCAGUGUGCCUCUCAAAGAAAGCACUUCAAACAAUCCCAUGCAACGGAUAAAAGAGGGAAGACGACAGAUUAUUAUCGCCAUCGAUGACGGUGGUGUAAUUAGCUACAUGAAGUUUGGCGAUGUAUUCAUGAACGAAAAAAUGUAUUUGCUUAAACCGAAGGAACGUCGCAGAGCAAGACCAAAAGGAAAAGAGACAACGGCCUCAAACCGUGGUAAGGCCUUGGCUGGUACGGAUGAAAAAAAACAGGUUUCCUCUAAACCAGCAGCAAAGCCUACUUCCGUAGGCGCCUAA
Schizosaccharomyces japonicus yFS275 is the source of this 1236-nucleotide messenger RNA. RefSeq names its product tRNA-splicing endonuclease subunit Sen54. The record is from RefSeq and is a predicted model, not a curated record. The transcript is spliced from 3 exons. Bases 1 to 1236 code for a protein of 411 amino acids. NCBI's taxonomy places the organism in Eukaryota, Fungi, Ascomycota, Schizosaccharomycetes, Schizosaccharomycetales, Schizosaccharomycetaceae. Gene Ontology annotation, cellular component: cytoplasmic side of mitochondrial outer membrane.